AUGGUCGAUUCCCUCACUCGCACAUCAUCUCCUCGACUGAAUUUCGAGUCGUGGAUAUCUGGUUCUGGACUAGAGCCCUUAACCUUCUCUGCAUCUGAAUGUCUCGAUCGAACGCAUCAGUACUCGCUAACCCAACCUCCCACUCAAUCCUCUGCCUCUCCAUUACUGUCGCAAUCUAACUCACAAACUAUUGGUUGCUUCGCUCGCCAGAUCUUGGCAGAUGGGGCUCACCGUAUUUACCUUGGCCGGCGAUCGAAAACGCGUGUGACCCAAUUGCGACCAGGCCGUGUUUAUGCAUUUUGCGUUCGUUCCCGCAAUGCAGCUUGUCCUGCUUGGGGCAGCUUCUCCAGCUGGCGCCUCAUCGCCACAUCAGCCAGUUGUCCUGACGCUCCGCUGGCUGCUCCCAGAGUGGAGCCACGUCAUGCCAUAGGAGCAAGUGGAACGGUGACAGCCACAGAAGCAGCUACUAUCAGUGUUCAUGUGGCCUGGGACCCUGUUGACCAAGUAAAUGGGGCCCCGGUUCUUGAAUACCGUCUCGAAUGGCAACAGACAACUAAUUCCACAGACUUUCUUGAUCUCAAGGAAGCCACCGAAAAGCUUAGAGAUGGCUUUCAAAUGGUGAGCAUUAUGCAUAUCUGUUUUCAUGUUUUGAGUUAG
Messenger RNA from Protopolystoma xenopodis, 657 nucleotides. The record is from the annotation of a GenBank genome assembly. NCBI's taxonomy places the organism in Eukaryota, Metazoa, Platyhelminthes, Monogenea, Polystomatidea, Polystomatidae.